Molecule: messenger RNA, 135 nt
Organism: Ambispora gerdemannii
Lineage: Eukaryota; Fungi; Glomeromycota; Glomeromycetes; Archaeosporales; Ambisporaceae
Source: the annotation of a GenBank genome assembly
AUGGAAACUCAUAAAAUUAUUUACUUCGAAUAUGGCGGACGAACGAAUUGCCAUUAUAACCCACAACAAGACAAUUUAACCCCCGAGGAGUUUAUUAAUAAGUUAAAAGUGUUUAGAAAAGGCGAUAAUAUAAGA